This is a messenger RNA of Mycosarcoma maydis (corn smut), 1449 nucleotides long. Its product is annotated as putative adenylosuccinase. Bases 1 to 1449 code for a protein of 482 amino acids. NCBI's taxonomy places the organism in Eukaryota, Fungi, Basidiomycota, Ustilaginomycetes, Ustilaginales. The record is from RefSeq and is a predicted model, not a curated record. Gene Ontology annotation, biological process: 'de novo' AMP biosynthetic process. Gene Ontology annotation, cellular component: cytosol. The transcript has a single exon. Gene Ontology annotation, molecular function: (S)-2-(5-amino-1-(5-phospho-D-ribosyl)imidazole-4-carboxamido) succinate lyase (fumarate-forming) activity; N6-(1,2-dicarboxyethyl)AMP AMP-lyase (fumarate-forming) activity.
AUGGCAUCGUUUGAAUCGUGGCAAUCGCCUCUCUCGGCGCGAUACGCGUCCAAGGAGAUGUCGGGUCUUUUUUCCAACGCUACCCGUUUCUCCACCUGGCGUCAACUCUGGCUGAACCUCGCCAUCGCCGAGCGCGAGCUCGGUCUCGAUAUCUCGCAGGAAGCUAUCGACCAGAUGAAGGCCAAUCUCACCCUCGACGAGCGACAGAUGGCGCUUGCUGCCGAAGAGGAGAAGCGCAGGAGGCACGAUGUUAUGGCCCACGUCCACGUCUUUGGUACUGUCGCUCCAGCCGCUGCUGGCGUUAUCCACCUCGGUGCUACCUCUUGCUACGUCACGGACAACGCCGACCUUAUCUUCCUGCGCAAUGGUCUCGACCUAUUGCUUCCAAAGCUGGCACUGGUGAUCGAGAGGCUGUCUGCCUUUGCUGAGAAGCACAAGGCUCUGCCUACGCUCGGUUUCACCCACAUGCAGCCUGCUCAGUUAACCACGGUGGGCAAGCGUGCUACUCUGUGGAUUCAGGAGCUUCUUUGGGACCUGCGAAACAUCCAGCGUGCUCGGGACGAUCUUGGUUUCCGUGGUGUCAAGGGUACCACGGGCACUCAGGCUUCCUUCCUUGCUCUGUUCGACGGCGAUCAUGCCAAAGUCGAGGCGCUCGACGAGCGCGUUACUGAGCUGUUCGGCUUUCCUUACGCCAUGCCUGUUACCGGUCAGACCUACUCGCGUAAGGUUGAUAUCGACGUGCUCAACAGCCUUUCCUCCUUCUCCGCCUCGGCGCUCAAGAUGGCCACUGACAUCCGAUUGCUCUGCCAUCUCAAGGAAGUCGAAGAGCCCUUCGAGAAGGACCAGAUCGGAUCGUCUGCUAUGGCGUACAAGCGCAAUCCUAUGCGAUCCGAACGUGUGUGUGGUUUGGCACGCUGGCUCGGCAACGCUGUCAACUCUGCGCGUGAAACCGCCGGUGCUCAGUGGAUGGAGCGAACGCUGGACGAUUCGGCCAACCGCCGUCUUUCGAUUCCCGAAGCCUUCCUCACGGCCGACGUGAUCCUCACCAUCCUCCAAAACGUUUCCGAAGGUCUCGUCGUCUACCCCGCCAUCAUCGCACGUCGAAUCCAGAGCGAGUUGCCGUUCAUGGCGACAGAGAACGUCAUCAUGGCUAUGGUCCGUGCAGGCGGUGAUCGUCAGGAGUGCCACGAACGUAUCCGUGUACUUUCUCACCAAGCUGCCGCCCAGGUCAAGGAGCAUGGAUUGGAGAACGACCUGAUCGCCAGGAUCAAGGCCGAUACUUAUUUUGAGCCCAUCUUGGCUCAGAUGGAUCAGCUCUUGGAUCCUAAGAGCUUCACCGGAAGGGCCGAGCAGCAGGUGGAUAGCUUCUUGGCCAAGUGGGUCAAGCCCGCCAUCGAGCCGUACAUGGCCGCUAUCCAGUCGGCUGGCAAAGCCGAGUUGUCUGUCUAG